AUGGCGACGUGCUACUUCAACCUCGAACGUUGGGGACGGAGGGCAACGGUCAGGGUCCCCGAGCAGAUUGAGCAACAACUUGAAAGGCGCAGAACAGACGAUUCGGCGCAGCAAACCGCCGAGACGAGCCACCACAAGGCAACGCUAUCCACCUCCACCAACGCCCUUUUCCCUCCUUUACUCGCGUGGCCCGAACCAUCCGGACGCUCAACCCUCGUAUAUCUGGGUUAUCGCAUCGUCUCAUUCGUCCUUAGCCUCGCCUUUCUCGCCGUCGUUGUCCUCGGCGCCCUAUUUACGAGCAUCCCUCUCAUUCUCGCCAAAAUCGUGGGCCGCAUACUCCAGCGAGGCAUCGUGGCCGAAGUGAAACGGCCGUUCCACGACGAAGAAGUACGAAGACGAGAAAAGAGAAGAAAGGAGGAUGAAGCUUGGGAACAGCGGAAAUCACGCGGCGAGACCGCGCCCGACAAGGAAAAGGCCAAAGAAGGCGAGUUCACGCCGACCGAAGGUGGCCCGGACCCAAUUGUGUGUGAUAUCGGCUACUACGCGAGGCGAGUUGGGUUGGACGUGGAAGAGUUUGACGUCGAAACCGAAGACGGCUUCAUAAUAGCGCUGUGGCACGUCUACGACCCCGCAGAUCCGUGUGGCUCCGCGCGAAAGGAAGGCGAGGGCUCCGCCGCCAGCGCGAAGCCGAGGUCCAACCAGAAGCCCAAGUUCCCCGUUCUGCUCAUCCACGGGCUUCUCCAGAGCGCGGGCGCGUACUGCGUCAACGACGACGACUCGCUUGCCUUUUACCUCUGCAAAGCCGGCUACGAUGUUUGGCUAGGGAACAACCGAUGCGGGUUUGCGCCGCGACACAAGACGCUCUCCUACGCGGACCCGAGGCUCUGGUGCUGGAAUAUUCGACACAUGGGGGUCAUGGAUCUCCACGGGCUGACGACGACUGUCCUCGAAAAGACAGGGUUCGCCAAGCUCGGUCUUGUGUGCCACUCGCAGGGCACGACGCAGACCUUUGUAGCUCUGGCCAAGGAACAGCGGCCUGAGCUCGGGGAGAAGCUUACGGUGUUUUGCGCGCUCGCGCCGGCGGCGUACGCGGGCCCGCUCAUUGGCAAAAUGUACUUUAAAUUCAUGCGGGUCAUCUCCCCGCCAUGUUCCAGCUCAUGUUUGGUCUUUUCCUUUCUGUUCAACUGGACCGACGACCGGUGGGAGCGGGACCUGCGCGACCGCAUGUUCCAGUUCGCGCCCGUGUACGUCAGCGCCGAGACCAUGAGCUGGUGGCUGGGCCGCCACGGCUUCGCCAAGCACAAGUGCAUCCUCUCCACCAAGGACAUUGUCCGCGCCGAGGAAAAAGUAGACAUGGAGCUCGACGGCUUCGCGCAGGGCAACCGCGAAAUCGCCGCCCUCGGCGCCGCGCCCGAGAGCGCGACCCUCCAGAGGGCCGUCGAGGUGUGUCGCCGCAAGCCCCGCGGCGCCACGGCGUGGUACGACGACCGCGCGCCCCCUUUGCCCUGUGGGGGCCGCGAGCCCUUUGUUCGCGUCGUUCACAGCAAGGUCGUGCCCGGCUACGAGCACCUCGACGUCAUUUGGGCCAUGGACGCCGUGGACCAGGUUUUUGUCGAGGUGAGGGAGGUGCUGUGGAAGACGUGCGAUGUUAGGGAUCGGUGCCGCGUCCCUGUGGGAGUGCCGAGUGCCGAGUGCUGUCUUUUCGACAUCUAUGAAGAGAGGAAGACCGAAUAA
This is a messenger RNA of Parascedosporium putredinis, 1734 nucleotides long. The record is from the annotation of a GenBank genome assembly. NCBI's taxonomy places the organism in Eukaryota, Fungi, Ascomycota, Sordariomycetes, Microascales, Microascaceae.